AUGGCUAAAGAUGAGCACACGAGCAUGGCCGAAACAGCCGCAUACGCAGUGCCCCAGCGAGAACGGCCGUGGCUGCUACCAUACAACCGCAAGCUCCGGCACCUCCAAGCCAUCACAAUCCGCAACCUCACGCUGCAGCCGCCCCCCAGCCGCCCCCGCGGCAAGACCAUCGACGACGAGGCCCUCCCCUUUACCCUCAAGUCGCCCGCCAAAGCCCUUGCCCAGCGCGAGACCCGGAAGCUCGAGCACUCACGCUCCUCCUCCGACCUCCGGCCCAUCAACGAGUCGGCUAUCCACGAUGACGGGGAGGCUGUGGAGAAGAACAAGACCAAGCAGCUGGGGACGCCGCUCAGGCCGUCGUUCGCUAAGAUGCGCAGGAGGAGCACGAUGGAUUGGUCGGGGCUGUCGCCGCUGCAGAAGCAGAAGAAGUUGGAAGAGGUGACGGCGGCGAGGAUGGCGGAUGUGUUUUACUCCCUCCAUGUUGAGGGCGUUGAGGACCCCGUAUACGUCAGUGAGGUAGCUGAGAAGGCCAUGAACCCCAAUUUCCGCUUCUUCGACCUGAGUUCCUGCGGACCGGCUGUGACGAGGCUAGAAGACCUGACAGUCCGGGUCUGGGCCAAAACCGAGGCAGUGCAGGACUACCAGUUUCUCGUCGAGCUUACCAUCAACUUCCGCUCGCUGCAGUUCAUCGGCAAGGCCCUAGAAAACUUCCACCACCCUCUCCCUCACAACAGCAUCCUCUUCCACCUAACCGACGGCGUCUACACCACCUUCACCGACCUCCCCACCGAAGCCCCCCUAACCGCCUCCCUCCCUGCCCCCGCCCCCGUUCCCACAAAACCCUCCCUCGCCAAACCCCUUCCAACCUCCUCCUACGACGCUUUGAUGCGCCUCUCCACCCUCGACGACUGCAUCCAAGACGCCCUCACCACGCGCGAGAAGCUCGCCGCAGAAAUCUCCGCCCUCCUCCAGUCCAACGAACCAGCCCUCACCCUCGCGCGCCGCAUCCCCGAACUCCACGACCGCAUCCAGACCGUCUCGUCCGCCGUCAACACCCAGCGCCGCCGCCUCGACGCCACCCAAAAACGCUGCGCCGACCUCCGCGCCAGCAUCGCCUCCCGCCGCCAACUCAUGCGCGAAGGCCACGCCGCACAAGCCGCCGCCGAGUCCGCCAUCACCACCGCGCAGCCCGAGCUCGACGACGCGAAAAAGGCGCUCCAGGCGACAGGGGAAGCGAUCACAGCGCAGCGCCGCCGCGUGUGCGAGGACCUGGGCUCCAUCUACCCGAUCGAGCCGAUCGCGGGGCGGGCGCUCGCGUUCACGAUCCGCGGGCUGCGGCUGCCGAACUCGGAGUUUGAGGAUAUGGGGGAUGAAGACGAGGUCGCUGCGGCGCUGGGGUGGGUGGCGCAGGUUGUGCUGCAGCUCUCCGCCUACCUGGGCGUUGGGGUGCCGUAUCCCGUGCGGCCGCACGGCUCGACGAGCGUGGUGGAAGACCCGGUCAGCCUUGCCACAACCGCGACCACCGCCUCCGCUGUGACGGCAACGGCGGCAGGAGGGGCGGCGGCCACGUCGGCAGCAAGGAUCUACCCCCUCUUCCCCCGCCACGCCCUCCGCUACCGCUUCGAGUACGCCGUCUUCCUGCUGAACAAGGAUAUCGAGAUCCUGGCCAACUGGAUGGGGAUCCGGCUUAUUGAUAUUCGCCAGACGCUGCCGAAUCUCAAGUACCUCCUGUAUGUCGCUACGGCGGGGACGGGGGAGGUGGUGGGGCGGAAGGCGGGGGGUGUGAGGGGGCUGUUGAGGGUGGAUUUGAAGAAGGGGGGGAAGGAGGAGGUCGAGGCAGGGGAGCAGGCGGCGAGGAAGCUGAGGGAGGUGGCGAGUGCGAAUGGGAAGGUGGAGGUGGGGAAGGGGGAUGGGAACGGGGCGGUGGGUGGGUAUGGGAAGGUGCAGAGGGCGGUGCAGGAGAGUAAGCUUAGGGAGGUGAGCUGA
This is a messenger RNA of Coniosporium apollinis CBS 100218, 1986 nucleotides long. RefSeq lists its product as uncharacterized. The record is from RefSeq and is a predicted model, not a curated record. NCBI's taxonomy places the organism in Eukaryota, Fungi, Ascomycota, Dothideomycetes. Gene Ontology annotation, biological process: SNARE complex assembly. Gene Ontology annotation, molecular function: SNARE binding. The coding region runs from base 1 to 1986 and encodes 661 amino acids. Gene Ontology annotation, cellular component: endosome; lytic vacuole. The transcript is spliced from 5 exons.